This is a messenger RNA of Hypanus sabinus (Atlantic stingray), 5531 nucleotides long. RefSeq names its product desmin-like. Gene Ontology annotation, biological process: skeletal muscle organ development. The coding region runs from base 55 to 1416 and encodes 453 amino acids. Lineage: Eukaryota; Metazoa; Chordata; Chondrichthyes; Myliobatiformes; Dasyatidae. The record is from RefSeq and is a predicted model, not a curated record. The transcript is spliced from 9 exons. Gene Ontology annotation, cellular component: sarcolemma; Z disc; intermediate filament.
CUGAAGGAGCGGUAGGGAGAGGGGAGAGAGUGCAGGGGGUAGAAGCUAGGCACCAUGGCUUUCUCGUCCACUAGUACUAGCUCCUACAGGAGGGCCUUCGGUGGGAAUGUCCUGGGGUCCCCGCAGCUAAGCCGGGCUUCCUACUCCAGCGGGCGCUUCAGCGGAGGGAACCUGAGCUCCAGGGUUCACAUCUCCAAGACCAGCUCCAUGCCCUCCUACGGCGGCAUCUACCGGGUCAAGGCGCCAAACCGCGGCUAUGAGGUGGUAGACUUCAACCUGGCGGAUGCCCUGAACCAGGAGUUCAUCCAGACGCGCACCAACGAGAAGGCGGAGAUGCAGCAUCUGAACGACCGCUUCGCCAGCUACAUCGAGAAGGUGCGCUUCCUCGAGCAGCAGAACAAGGUGCUGGUCGCCGAGAUGAACCGGCUCAAGGGGCAGGAGCCCGGCAGGGUCAAUGAUCUCUUCGAGCAGGAGAUGAGGGAGCUUCGCCGCCAGAUCGACGCCCUGACCAACGAGAAGGUGCGGGUGGAGGUGGAGAGGGACAACCUGGCGGACGACUUGGAGAAACUCAAGCAGAGAUUACAGGAGGAGAUUCAACUCAAGGAGGAGGCAGAGCAUAACCUGGCUGCUUUCCGACAUGAUGUGGAUGCAGCCACACUGGCCCGUUUGGAACUUGAGCGGAAGAUCGAGUCCCUCAAUGAGGAGAUCGCAUUCCUCAAAAAGGUGCAUGAGGAGGAACUGCGGGAACUUCAGGCUCAGCUCCAGGAGCAGCAGGUCCAAGUGGACAUCGACAUGGCCAAACCAGACCUCACAGCCGCCCUGCGUGAUAUCCGUGCACAGUACGAGUCCAUCUCAGCCAAAAAUGUCCAGGAGGCCGAGGAGUGGUACAAGUCCAAGGUAGCAGAUCUGAAUCAGAGUGCGGCCAAGAACAAUGAUGCCUUGCGCCAGGCAAAGCAGGAGGCGAUGGAGUUCCGUCACCAGAUCCAGACCUACACCUGUGAGAUCGACUCCCUCAAGGGAUCCAACGAAUCGCUGAUGCGCCAGUUGAGGGAGAUGGAGGACAGGUUUGCUAAUGAGGCAGCAGGCUACACAGACACGAUCGCGCGGCUGGAGGAGGAGAUCCGUCAUCUGAAGGACGAGAUGGCCAGGCAUCUUCGAGAGUACCAGGACCUCCUCAAUGUCAAGAUGGCGCUGGAUGUGGAGAUUGCUACCUACAGGAAGCUGCUGGAGGGAGAAGAGAGCAGGAUCGUGAUGCCUAUCCAGUCGUUUUCAAGUCUGAGUUUCAGAGAGACCAGUCCUGAGCAGCCUCGCCAUGCGGAGCUCCACACCAAAAAGACAGUGACCAUCAAGACUUACGAGACCAGAGACGGAGAGCUGAUCAGUGAGUCGUCACAGCAGCAACAGGAGCUGUCUUAAACCCCAGAGCGAGAGAUGUACCAGAUGUGUCACCUGACCUUGGAUUCCCUGCCACACCUUCCCACACCCCUACCUCAUCCCACCACCAGCCAUCUACCAGGUUAACAGCAACAACACACACACACGCGAGCACAGGACGGGACAGCGACAACAUGCCUUAGAACCCAGCCGAAGGGAGCUGUCGGCCAACGUUAGUGGAGAGUCACACGUUGUGUGGCUUCGAAGACCAAGGGAAAGAGACGGUCCGAUUUCACAACACCUGUCUAAGAGCAGAGGUAUAGAGGACUUGACCAUCUCAGCAAUGAGAGACUCUUUCAGGAAGGCCUUGUCUGCCCCCAGGUCUGCCCGAACUCGAGGUUCCGGAUUUUUACAUUUAUCCACCUGUCUGCCUUAAACGCCCUCAGUGAUGGAGGCUCCACCGCACCCAAUCAAGCAGCCCCUCCCAUGUCGAUAACGUAUCAAGAAUUGGACGAGAGUGUGCAGGGGUAUGGGACAGUGUGAGGAUUGGUGGGGAAACACCCAACAGCAUCUGAUGGACCCCCAUUUCUUCCUCAGCACAGAAGCCAUUCCUGGAUUUCCCAAGGGGAAAUCGGGAUGGACCAGAGGAAGACUCCGAUCAUCCUGCCAUAAGACCAUAAAAUAUAGAAGCCAAAUUAGGCCAAUCAUCUGCUCUGACAUUCCAUCAUGGGUGACUUAUUACCCCUCUCAACCCCAUUUGCCUGCCUUCUCCCUGUAACCUUUGACACUAUUACUAAUAAGAGUCUGUCAGCCUCUGCUUUAAAUAUGCCCAUUGACAUGGCUUCCACAGCAUUCUGCAGCAAUUAGAUUCACCACCCUUUGCCUAAAGAAGCCAUCAUUGAUUCCCAUUCCACUGCUAUCGGCAUUGGAAUUGAUUUAUUAUUACAUGUACUGAGGUAGAGUUAAAGGCUAGUCUCAAAUAUUGUUCAUACGCAUCACUUCAUAUUCUAUCUAGGUAGCCUCCAAACUGCAAAUUGAUUUCUCCAACUUCUGGCAAUCUCUACCCCUCCCUCCUUCUCUCUUUUUCCAUCACACAUUCUGGUCCCCUUCUCACCCCUCUCUUUUUACCUGCCCAUCACAUCUCCUUCUCCUCUUUACUCCGUGGUCCAAGGUGCUCUGAUAUCAGAUUCCUCCUUCAGCUCUGUACCUCUAUCACCCUAUCCCCUCCCAGCUUCUCACUUUGUCACUCCUCCCCCACCUAUCCAUCUUCCUUCCUCACUUGGUCUCACCUACCACCUGCCAGCUUGUAAUCCUCCCCCUAACUCCUACUUUCUUAUUCUGCCUCAAGAUUUCCAGCACCUGCAGAAUAUCUUGUGUUCCUAUUCUGCCUUCAGCCAUAUUUUUUCCAGUCCUGAUGAAACGUCUCGGCCCGAAACACCAACUGUUUUCAGCACCGCUCUCUCUCUACUAAAAAAACGAGACUGUAUCCUAUCCCUCCCCCCACCCCCCCACCCACCAUCAAUGUACUCAUCCAAACUUCUCCUAAAUGCUGCAGUUGAACCUGCAUCUGCUUUUAGCCGGCAGCUUGCUCCACUCUUGCACCACCUGAGUGAAGAAGGUUCCCUUUAACUCUUUCAGUCAUCGGCCCGCGUCUGGCUCCCUCAGGGGAAUAGCUGAAGCAGGGUGGGCUUUAAGGGGAUGGAGAAACAAGGGAAUGCCGGGGUUCGAGGCUCUGUCAGCCGGAGAUGCAGCCACCAAAGGACAGUGACCGAACCCGGGGAAGAGCCAAAGGCCAGGACUCGAUGGGAGUAAAGAUCGCGAAGGGAGAUAGUGGAAGAGUUGUAGAAAUCAGCCUGUCCAGGGUAGAGGUACAUUAUACAUUGUCACAUGUACAUGGAAACCUACAGUGAAAUGCGGUGUUUUGCUUCAAUGGCCAACACAGUCUGAAGAUGUUCUAGUGUCGCCAAGCUACCAGCACCAACAUAGCAUGCCCAACCUCACUAACCCUAACUUGUACCUCAGUGGAAUGUGGGAGGAAACUCGCGCAGAUUUGGGGAAAACGCACAAACUCUUUAAAGAUCAACUGAAUUGAACCCUGAACUCUGACACUGUAAAGCAUCUAGGCUGCUAUGCUGCCCUGGAUUGGAGGAGAGUAGGAACUGUGAAGGGUUGUAGGGGCAAGAGGAGGCUACAGAGGAAGGGAGGGGCAUGGACAGCAAAGGAGGGCGAGACCAAGGAUCGGUGCGGGUCAGGAGUAGGGGGUGGGCGAACAGGACUUGAUGUGGGCUGGGACACUGGGGGUUUGGGGGAGGUGAGUGCUGGUCUAUUCCCCCCCCCCCGAGGUCUACUCCUGCAGUACCAUCAACACCAACCUGCCAAUAGACAAGCCAACUAAUCAAAAUACCUUGAUCAAGAAACCCCCUCCCCCCUGACCCCAGACCAAGCACCAACCAUGAACUGAGUUGGUGGGUUACUGGUUCCAUUUGUCUUGAGUCACCUCUGCACACCCACACCUAUUACCCUUCACCAGGCCUGGAGAAGGGUCAUUUUCCAUCAUUUAUUAGAACAUAGAACAAUACAGGCCGUUCAGCCCACAGUGUUGUGCUGACCAUUAAACCUAUUCUAAGAUCAAUCUAACACAUAAUCAGUAUUUUUCUAUCAUCCCAUGUGUGUAUCUCGGAGUCUUUUAAAUGCCUCAGAUGUAUUUGCCUCAACCACCACACCUGGCAGGGUGUUCCACAUACCUACCACUCUGUGUUUAAAAACCCCUAACAUCACCCCUCCUAUGCUUUUCUCCAAACACAUUAAAAGUAAGCCCCCUCCUAUCUGCUGUUUCUGCCCUGGGUAAAAGUUGCCACUCUAUCCAUGCCUCUUAUUAUCUUGUGCGCCCUUGUCAAGCCACCUCUCACCCUCCUUCACCCCAAAGGGAAAUGUCUAACCUCACUUGACUCGCCCUCAUAAGACAUGCUCUCUAAUCCAGGCAGCAACUUGGUAAAUCCCUUCUGUACUACCUCCAUUCAGGGUGUGAUGGUACACCAGCCAACUAUAUCAUUGCACCAAAAUUCAAGGAGUUAAAAGUAUCUGAAUAAAAUUUCUUGGAAAAUUACAUUUUCUUACCAUUUAUAGGCAGUGGUUUCAGGGUAGAGCAGGUGUAUAAAAACUUUGUAUAGUUAUUUUAGUAGAAAAGGUGAGCAUUUAAUGCAGAAGUCUUUUCCAGCCCAUCAAGUCUGUUUGAAAGAGAUGGCCUCUUUGUCUGCUCUAAGAUCUUUCUUCUCAUCUAUGAAAGUUUGGUCUCUUAACAAGGUCCUGUUGAAGUUCCUCUUGGAUUUUUAUUUUAUUUAGAGACACAGCACAUUAUCAGGCCCUUCUAUCCAAACAUGCCACCCAAUUACACACAUGGCCAAUUGAUCUACUAACCUGCCUGUCUUUGGGAUGUGGGAGGAAACCUACAUGGUCCGGGGGCAGUGACAGGAAUUGAACCUGGGUCACGACGCUGUAAUAAUGUUAUGCUAAUCUUGGUGCCAUCCCAAUUUGGCUCCUUGAAAUGGAGUUUCACUGGAUGGAUUUUUGUUGCGUCGUAUUUUAACUCAGUGGUCUCUCUGUCCUGGUGACCCUUCUGUCUGUUCCAGGACGAGAGAGAUGGGGUCUAUACUCUGACUUCAGAUGAACAUAUUGUGAUCCCAUUGAAAUGAAUUCUGACAGAGCCUGAGGGGUUAGAGGUGGAGCUAAUGACCUGGUCGUCAACAGUAACGGGCCACUGACUCAAAAUUCAGACAGAAAUGGAUGGAGUUUCUUCAUCUGGAGUACAGUGAGUCUUUUGUAUACUUAGUGCAGAAGAAUGGUGGAGCCUCAAUCACAGAUGUCAAAAAAAAUGUUUGGAUGUUGUGGGAUUUAGGAGAUGCGGAAAGAGACACAGGUGAAAGGGCAGUCAUUUUAUUGAAUGAUUGUCCCUUGCAAGAGACAAAGUGGCCUCCUUUUCUUUCUUCUUCUAUGCUGUUACUGUAUAUUCUUCCAGGCUGCGAUGCCGCAGUGGGUAAAAUCGGGUUCCCGUCACUCACCUGGUCCUGUGGCAGCCUCUCGGCCCUGGUGACCCUCCUGUCUCUGACAACCAUUUCUCUUUUGUAGAUGUGAACACUUGUAUUAAACCUCCACUUCCA